Messenger RNA from Cercospora beticola, 1720 nucleotides. RefSeq lists its product as uncharacterized. Gene Ontology annotation, molecular function: zinc ion binding; metallocarboxypeptidase activity. Gene Ontology annotation, biological process: proteolysis. Lineage: Eukaryota; Fungi; Ascomycota; Dothideomycetes; Mycosphaerellales; Mycosphaerellaceae. The record is from RefSeq and is a predicted model, not a curated record.
AUGAUGUAUUCUCGCCAUACCCUGCAGCGCUUUGCGCUUGCGGUACUAACACCACAUUUGUUUCAUGCUCAAGCGCAAUCGACAUAUGGCAAUAACAGCUUACGAGUCACCAAGGACAGCGAGGUUGUAGCAUCUGCGUUUCCGGAGGUUGAGGGCGUUGAGCUUAUUGCUCCUGCUUUCACCAAUCCGGAGAGUCUGCCGGCAGGGUGGGACAAUGGCACGUCUGGGCCCACAGAUCUCUAUGAGCUAGACUACUUUAUCAGAUCCAUUGCCAAUCGCAACGACUGGAUCACAUACAAAUCCUCCGACUUCCUCUCAGAAGAAGGACGAGCCAUUCCGUACUUGUUCUUGUCAAGCUCGCCCGGCUACACAGGGAACAAUACCAAGCUGAAGGUCUACAUCCAAGCUGCAAUUCAUGGCAAUGAGCCCGCAGCCGACCAAGGCGCCCUUGCACUGCUUGGCAAAUUGGAUGCCAAUCAGACUUAUGCCGCUUCUCUGCUCGAGAAAAUGGACAUCUUGAUCCUUCCGCGCUAUAACGUGGAUGGUGUAUCCUACUUCCAGCGAGAAUUGGCUGUCAACUUGGAUCCGAACCGAGACCAUAUCAAGCUUGAUCGGAAGCAAACGCGAGAGAUCAAGCAGGUCUUCAGCGACUACAACCCUCAUCUCGCAAUAGACCUUCAUGAGUUCAAUGCCCCGACAGUCUACGGUGGCGAUUAUCAGCAUGCCAACGAUGCUCUCAUCGCAGGAGGCAUCCACCCUAAUAUACAUGCCAGUAUUCGCAGCUAUCUCAACGAUGUCCUGAUCCCCAUGAUUGGAGAUAGGCUUGAGGGUUACGGUCUGCGUUGGGGCCCAUACGUAACUGGCUCUUCGAACACUACCUCGGGAUCGCCAAUUGUCUGGGAUGGGCCUGCUACGCAACCACGAAGCGGACGCAAUGCUAUGGGGCUCACCCAGACUAUCACGUUUUUGUUCGAAAUGCGUGGUAUCCGGCUGGCCGAUCAGCAUUUCCAGCGGCGAGUUGCAACCGCGUUAAUCAAACUCGAAGCCAUAUUGGAAUACGCUCGAGACAAUACCGAGGAGGUUCGAUCCCUGGUGGAGGAUGCGCGAGCAGACUUUAUCAGCUCGAGUGAGGAAAUUGUCGUCACCGACUCUCCGAGAGGAAAUCUCACGCAACAACCGUUCAACUUCGUAGACCGCCGAAACGGCAGCGUGGUCGAGCUUGUCGUGGACUUUUACGAGACCAGGCCUGCCGUGGUGAACUUGACGAGAUCGAGACCUGAGGCCUACUUGAUACCACGACCAUGGUACGACAUCGCUGAGCGCCUAGAGAUACUCGGUCUGGAAGUGCAAACUCUGGACUACGAAUACCGCGGAACUGUCGAGGCGCUGAACAUUACCUCAAGUGAGUUGGACGACAGCAUAUACGAGGGUCAUGUGCUCAACACUGUAACCACUGAGCCUCUCACGAAGGAAGUCCACCUUCCGCCCGGAAGCUUCAUCGUUAGCACGAGGCAGCAGAACGCGGCUUUGGCUUUUAUCGCUCUGGAACCGGAGACGAUCGACUCUUAUGUCUCGUUUAACUUCAUUGCUCUUGCUGCGGGAGAUGAGUACCCCAUCUACAGAAUUCUGGCGGAAUGAGCAAAGCAGCAGCUGCAUUAUAUUUCAUAUCGAGGUACCAAGUAUAGAUUCAUAGACAACUGCUAAACACAAAGUUUUCUCC